AAUCCUGUAACAGAGGGGCGGAUGAUUGUACAUAUCAACGCGUACGUUUUUCUUGAGUUUCAACUAGUCAGCAUGCUAGUUAACUUUAUCAAAAAUAAAUAGAGCAAUAAACGAUGGACCUCCCUCAUCAUGGUUACAGAGCGGCAGCGAAGCCUCGGGCCCGUGCUGCACCAUCCACAGGCGAACCUCUGCUGUUUGAAGACACCAGCGCUGCAGCGCCCCCCAUGGCUCCUCAGGGCUACUACAACGUGGGGUACAACAUGGGCGACGGCGGGGCCGACGAUGGGGGGCCAAAUAACCUGUUUUCCGACCCCAUGGCCAGCGCGGCGGUCAUGUACGGCUCGUCCCUCGCGUCCCAGGGGAAGGACAUAGUCAACAAGGAGAUUAGUCGUUUUAUGUCGGUGAACAAGCUGAAGUAUUUCUUCGCUGUCGACACAAAAUAUGUUAUGAAGAAACUGCUCCUUCUCAUGUUCCCUUACACACAUCAGGACUGGGAGGUGCGUUACCACAGAGACACUCCACUCACACCCCGAUAUGAUGUCAAUGCACCUGACCUCUACAUACCCACAAUGGCUUUCAUCACCUACAUCCUGCUUGCAGGCAUGGCUCUCGGAAUUCAGAAAAGAUUUAGCCCAGAAGUGCUGGGCCUGUGUGCCAGCACAGCUCUUGUGUGGAUGAUCAUUGAGGUUCUGGCUCUGUUGCUGAGCCUCUACCUACUCACCGUCCACUCAGACCUCUCCACAUUUGACCUGCUUGCGUACAGCGGAUACAAAUAUGUGGGGAUGAUCUUCACUGUGCUGUGUGGGCUACUGUUUGGCAGCGAUGGGUACUUUGUGGCUCUGGCCUGGUCCUCCUGUGCCCUAAUGUUCUUCAUGGUCCGCUCUUUACGGAUGAAGAUUCUCUCCUCUCUCUCCUCGGACUCCAUGGUUGCCGGAGCCAGUGCCAAACCCCGCUUCCGGGUUUACAUUACCGUGGCCACAGCUGCCUUCCAGCCAAUCAUAAUCUACUGGCUUACCUCACACCUGGUCAGGUGACCUGGUAGGGGUCUGGGCCUUGGAUUUAUCAACACCUUGGCUGGGAUUCAAUCAGAACCUUAAACACACGUCAGUAACUUCCUACAGACUUGCUAAUAAUUGUGUCUCUGUUCCAUGGCUGAUCGAGGGAGGUGCUUGUGGGCUAAAGUCUUGGCAUGGACAUUGACUGACCUACACACAAACUUUGUGACAUACACAAGCAUUGACAUUGACAAACCGACAGAAGGACUAGCUGACUUAACUUGGGUGUGAUGUUUUCCUUAUGAUGAGCCUAAUACAAAAGCUCAGGACUCCCCAGUGUGGUGCUGAAACUACUUGGAGCUCAUUAAGAUUGAGCAUAAGCAUGUGCAAGCUUACGAAAGUAUUGUAGUUUCCUUUGGCUUUACACCCACAGAUAAUGAUUGCAUUUAUUAAGGUAGUAAUACAUAUUGGAAAGAAUCUGAAUAUUUGUUAAAGUGUAAUUUUUUUAUUGAAGGCAAUAUCAUUGUAGAAUUUUUAGAUGGCUAUGCCUUGCAUUUAUAUUGAUUCAAGACCUUUCAGUGUGUUC
Molecule: messenger RNA, 1581 nt
Organism: Anguilla anguilla (European eel)
Lineage: Eukaryota; Metazoa; Chordata; Actinopteri; Anguilliformes; Anguillidae
Gene: yif1a
Product: Yip1 interacting factor homolog A (S. cerevisiae)
Exons: 9
Coding region: 114-1034 (306 amino acids)
Biological process (GO): endoplasmic reticulum to Golgi vesicle-mediated transport
Cellular component (GO): endoplasmic reticulum-Golgi intermediate compartment; Golgi membrane; endoplasmic reticulum membrane
Source: RefSeq, a predicted model, not a curated record